CACCAUCACCGUUUUGAGCCAUCAUGCUCUUUCUCAAACCUCUUCUUGUCACAGCCGCAGUUCUAGUCACCCAGUCAGCUGCUGAUGGAUGCCAUAUCCAAAGUAAGUCAACGAGGCCGAGCAAAGACGCAAUUGAUCCUUCCAUCGCUGACUUACAGCAAAGAUGACCAUAUUGGCAAAACGUGCAUCUUCAAGGACCGCAUCCACUGGGAGUACCUUGUGAACAACUACUGCGGGAUGUACGAUCCCGGACGUGUUGUUCCAGUCGGUAGCUACACGUUGUUUGCAGGCAAUCACCGCAUUGACAAGGGCGAUGGAGGCCCCAAUCACUUGAUUACCCUUAAGGAAUGUCAUGACGACAUGAUGAAGAUCUGGGAUAAGUGUCCGGAGAGGAAGGGUGGAUGGGUAGACACGACGUUCGGCACAGUAAGCAUAUUCCCUUCUUGUCGUAUCCUGUGAUUGGCAUAUUGUCGCGUAUAGACGCCUCUGUAGUAGGGAGCAUCACAGGCACGACCCGCAAUCGGUGGAUAGGUAGGAAAAGUAGGUAUUUGACUCUGUCGAUAGGCCUCGGUAG
Molecule: messenger RNA, 574 nt
Organism: Aaosphaeria arxii CBS 175.79
Lineage: Eukaryota; Fungi; Ascomycota; Dothideomycetes; Pleosporales
Exons: 2
Coding region: 85-459 (124 amino acids)
Source: RefSeq, a predicted model, not a curated record